AAUGGAUCAACCAACGGCGAGCAUGAAGACACUUGGAGAGGAAUCAGCUGCUGUUAUUGACUUAAGUGAAAAGUCUGUUGAUGGUGAUGUUCAUAUGGGGGAAGCUGUGGAGUCGGUAGAGGCGGAGCGAAGUGUUUCAGGAGUUGCUAAAAGGUCAUCAGAGGUUAUACACAAUGAACCACCAACGCAAGUGUACCUCCCUCCUGAGCUCGGUGCUCCGGCCUUCUCUGUGACGACUCCGCCUCGACGACCUAUUGCUUAUGAUGAAUAUGAGAUGGACAACGGCAGUAGUCGCAUCGCGUAUCUUCGCAGUGUCCUACCAACUCAGCCAGUACCGGUGCCUCCACCGAUGCAGUAUAGAAUGCCAACCUCUGGUGGUGACACUCAUUUCAAUGACGAGGAGAGGCGACGUGUUGCGCUUAAGGCUGAUGCUAAGAGGAAGGAACUCAGGGCUGCCUCAGUGCUCCUCUAUACCAUUGAUUUUAAGAAGGCAUUGGAAGAAUAUUUGCAGCAACAUGGUAUUCAGCUCGAAGUGGAUGAUUAUUCGGUGAACAGAGGGGAGAUGAUGGAGAAGGGUCUCCCCUAUCGUUGUGUUGUAUGGUGGUAUCAGCAGCCUAAUGGGGGUGGGAGGAUCGACUUUGAUGGUGGUUAUCAAUCGGACUAUCGUCUAGCUCUCCAAGCAGCGGCACAUGCGGCUAUAACGUUGAAGGGAAUACCAUUGGAUGACCUACUGGAAAAGAACAGUAGUAAUUAUGGUAAUUCCGUGAUACCGGCUACUACGGCGAGGCUGAAGGACGUGCUGAAAGAAGGAGGAGAUGAGGGGAAGGAGAUCAUCACCUUCACUGAGGCCCAGCGAGAGGUCCAGGAUGGCGAUGAACUGCAUAAGGAGUAUCAGUAUACGGCUAAAGUGGCAGGAUGGGGAGGAGAGGAGACUGCUGAGUUUACAGGAGGAUGGCAUGCUUCUGCUAUGGAUGCUAAGAAUGACUCCUGCCAGAAAGUAUGGUCGGAGAUCGAUGCGAAGGAGCGAGCGAAGCGGGAGGAGGAGGAAGCUGAGCGGAUGGCCAAGGAGAGGGAGGCUAGGAUGAAGGAACAACUUGAAAAAGAUAAGGAAAUUAAGGAGAGGCUGGCGAAGGAAAAGGAGCGUGAGAGAGAAGCCAGGAUAAAGGCGGCGCCGGUGAGGAUGUCAGCAGUGGCGGCUAGUUACAGUGAUAAGAGGCAACUUGGGCAGACUGGGGGAGGACCGGACAAGAGGCCCAGAGUCGCUGCCUCGUAUGAGCAGCAGCACCAGCAGCAGAUGCCACAGGGAGGUUCAAUGUUGAGGAGGGAACCAGUACAGCAACAACAACAGCAGGGAACACAUAGGCCCUACCCUAGUCCGGCACCUCCGUACCAACAACGGUCGUAUGCUCAGCACAACCAGCAACAACAGAUUAGUAACAGGCCACCAAUGCACUCAGUACCUCAACACCAGACGCCUACUGCUCAGCCGGCAGUGGGAGCAUCAAUGAAUCGGGCAGGUUUCGGAUCUUACGGGUCGUCAUCGGCGGCACCACCAGCAUCAACAGCAGGAGGACCGUGGCAACAGCAGCAAGGUGCUACGAUGAUGGCAACAGCAACACCAGCAGUUGGCGGCGCCUAUCAGUCGAGGAAUCCUCUGCCACCCCAGCCGUACCCACAGUCUAGUGUGGCGGAUAUGGCGGCUAGAGCUGCUCAGAUGUCAGCAGCUGCUAGCUACUACGGUCAGCAAACUGUGAAGCAACAACCGGGCAUGGCUAGUUAUGCUACCACCGCUGCUACUGCUACUGGUGGUGGUACGACUCAGCCGUUUGGUAGACAUGCGGCUGUGUCCUCUACCUCGUAUGCUCAACAACUACCUCCUGCCGCUACUGCUCUCAAUGCUGGACAGUAUAUGGCUGGUAGCCAAUAUAGUAGCGGUCUCACUCAGCAGCAACAACAGCAGUACAAGUCAGUGCAGUCUUCGGGAGGGCUGGGGGUGUAUGGUGGCGCUGCUAGCAGUAGUGGGCAGCAGACUGCAAUGCCAAUGUAUACUGGUAUCUAUGGCCAGCAACAACAACAGGCUCGUACACCAACGCCAGGGCCCAGUGCUCAGCCAGCUACUGCUGCUGCUGGAGGUGGGCAGGCACCCUACGCUGGGCAGGCUGUGAAGGCAACAUCAUCGUUGGAGGAGUACGCAGCAGCUCUCGCCACCUAUCAGAAACAGAUGGCCGAAUACGCUGCCAAAUGCUCAGCAUACUACGCUCAACAACAACAACAGCAACGUCAGUAGAGGAGUACGAAU
Messenger RNA from Perkinsus marinus ATCC 50983, 2299 nucleotides. RefSeq lists its product as hypothetical. Lineage: Eukaryota; Perkinsozoa; Perkinsida; Perkinsidae. The record is from RefSeq and is a predicted model, not a curated record. The transcript has 15 exons. The coding region runs from base 2 to 2287 and encodes 761 amino acids.